AUGUCACUCAAGCUCAAGAGAAAAAGGACCAAGUUUCAUAUUUCUGCACCAAAGCUAAAGUUGAAAGAUAACGAGGGAACGGAUGAAACAACAAUUCCACUUCUGGAGGCCAUUAACACCUCAGUCAAUACCAGUACUGCCUUGACUCCCCCUCCCGUUGCUCCUAUUCCUGAUGAGUUUAUGAACAAGACACCUUUUGUGGGGCUGACUGAUGACACUAGUGAAGGAAGUAAGGUAGAGGACACAUUAAAUGGAGGAAGUGUGAAAAUGAAGAAGAAAGACAAAAGGAAGCAACGACAUGAGAAAUGGAUGAAAAAGAUAAAUGCAUGUUAUAAAGCAAGGGAACUAGCUAAAGCAACAUUGAAAAGAAGGAAGACCCCAGUUGUUGGUGAUCUUCGGCCAUUACUGUCAGCUCUGCCUGACGUUGACUUAGAUACAAACGCUGCAAGAGGAUCUACCACAGCACCAAAGAAUAAAAAAGGAAAGAAAAAUAAGAAGCAAAAUACAGCGUACCAAGAGAGAGAAGUGUUUCAGCAAGUCCUUUCUCAUCCGAAAUAUAAAGCAGAUCCACUAGGAACGAUAUCACUGCACAUACAGAAUGCAGCUGCUUUGCAAAGACUAUGA
This is a messenger RNA of Amphimedon queenslandica, 624 nucleotides long. RefSeq names its product protein FAM207A-like. The record is from RefSeq and is a predicted model, not a curated record. Bases 1 to 624 code for a protein of 207 amino acids. Gene Ontology annotation, biological process: maturation of SSU-rRNA from tricistronic rRNA transcript (SSU-rRNA, 5.8S rRNA, LSU-rRNA). NCBI's taxonomy places the organism in Eukaryota, Metazoa, Porifera, Demospongiae, Haplosclerida, Niphatidae. Gene Ontology annotation, cellular component: nucleolus; 90S preribosome; preribosome, small subunit precursor. The transcript has 5 exons.